ACAAAAUGUCUUUACGUAAGGUUGAUUUUGAUUUAAUGUUGAAAAGGUUGAUACAAAUUGCUCCUCCAGGCUAACUAAUAUAAAUAAGAGAUACGCCUUGUCAUGUAAACUUGGUCAUUUUCAAUCGUAAACUCGGUGUAAACAGUUCGGAAUCAAAUAAACAUCAGAAUCCACUUUUUUUUCUAUUAUAGUGUCUACCAUUUUAAUAUUGUGAUUUUUUGUAUCAAAAUGAAAACCAUUAUUUUUUUCGCCCUUUUGGUUGCCUCAGCCAACUGUCAGCAAUCAGCAUUUGAGUCUUUUAUGUCAAGGAAUCGUGAAUUGUUCCCUAACUUAUCUACUGGAUCGUCACAAUUCGCAACAAGUGGACAACAACAGCAACAAGCACAACCUCAAAUUCAAAACCAAUGGCAACAACCAGCUCCAGUUGCCCGAUCAAAUCAAUUACCAUCUUUACCAUCCAACGAACCUUUCGUUACCUCAAACUCUCAUAUUCAGUCUUUUAACCAACCACAAUCUUUCAACCAACAGCAAUCUUUUAACCAACAACAAGCUUUUGCUCAACCUCAAGCUUUUACUCAGCCACAAGCUUUUAAUCAACCACAAGCUUUCAACCAACUCCAAGCACCAUCAGGACAAACAACAACAAUUUCCGGACCAAACUUCCAAACUUCAAUUAAUUAAUCCCAAGUUUGCCACAACAUGCUACUCAAUCAGCACCUCAACAACAACAACAGCAACAACAACCCCAAUUCCAAAAUCAAUUCACUUCUCACAUUCAUAGUCAUCAACCUUCAUCUUCAGCAUCAUUAGUCAACCAGCCCUCAACUGGACUUGCUUCAGCCUCUUUUUUCAAUACCCAAGGUAACAACAAUUUCCCAUCUAAUUUCGCAGCUCCAGCACCAUCAAGUCUCCCAACUCCACCUCAAACCUUUGGUCCUCUCGAUUUUUCGUCUUUCCAAGGCAACUCAUUCUUCAAUAAUCAGCAACAACGAGCAGCUUCACCAUCAACACCUUCAUUCGCUCCUACAAAUGCAAUUCGAGCUCCCGGUUUCGAAACUUUUGUCUACAUGAGACCAUCUGAGCAACCAGUCCAAGGAGCAUCAUUGAGGAAGGUUAUUCGUAGUCCAAAUGGAGUCGACAAGGAGUUGUUUUACGUUCCAAUGCCCAGUUACAGUCCACCAUCAAUUUACACCACUCAAGUUAUCCAUGGAAAUGAAAACAAACAAGGUCAACAACAAUGAAAAGGAGAUCGAUAAAUGAAUGCGAUAGAAAAGCCUUGAUCAAAGAUUGAUUCUAGAAAAAUAAUAUAAAUGAAACAAGAUACUAUUUUUUUAUCAUUCAAUUUUUAAAUUGACUGAAAAACCCGAGAUUAAGUAUUACUGGAAGGCUUUUAGUUUAUAACAUUGAUUGUUAUCUCCUCUGAAAGCUUCAUUUGUUCUCAAUUUUUGUAUUACUUCAGCUAUUUUUUGUAUCUAUAUUAAUACCUGUUUUCAAUUUCCAUCUUAUUUCUCGAAUUGCAAGGAAUUAAAUUACAAAUUGUUGAAGUCAA
Molecule: messenger RNA, 1549 nt
Organism: Tetranychus urticae (two-spotted spider mite)
Lineage: Eukaryota; Metazoa; Arthropoda; Arachnida; Trombidiformes; Tetranychidae
Source: RefSeq, a predicted model, not a curated record